Molecule: messenger RNA, 249 nt
Organism: Cantharellus anzutake
Lineage: Eukaryota; Fungi; Basidiomycota; Agaricomycetes; Cantharellales; Hydnaceae
Exons: 1
Source: RefSeq, a predicted model, not a curated record
CUUGUUGAGCUUGGGAUGUUCCCAUGUGCUCCAUAUCGCCCUUCACUGGCCGUAAGCAUCGAUAUGUUGGAAUGGGUCUCACUUUUCUUCAAGUUUACCGCCCCAAACAACCGGGCAUGGGCAGCUACCAUGCAAACCAUACUUCAAAAUCGCGGGUUUCAUUUUGAUGCCAAGGACUCUCUUCGUAGAUGUUUCGCGAAUGCCCUGAAAUAUUACCAGAGUCUCGUUUCGUUAGUCCAAGCAGAGCUU